Molecule: messenger RNA, 2862 nt
Organism: Acaromyces ingoldii
Lineage: Eukaryota; Fungi; Basidiomycota; Exobasidiomycetes; Exobasidiales; Cryptobasidiaceae
Product: kinase-like protein
Exons: 7
Coding region: 1-2862 (953 amino acids)
Biological process (GO): regulation of cytokinesis; regulation of protein localization to mitotic spindle pole body; protein phosphorylation
Cellular component (GO): spindle pole body; nucleus; spindle pole
Molecular function (GO): protein kinase activity; ATP binding; protein binding
Source: RefSeq, a predicted model, not a curated record
AUGACGACCGCGGCUGGCUUUGGCCGAUACGACCCGCUGCCCCCCAUCAAUGCUGGCCCUUCGUUGCGCACCUACCGCCCCACCAGGCAGCCGAGCACCAAAGCUAUGAGCAGCUCCUCGCCCGAGAGGGCUCCGCCGCUCAAGCCAAGCGCCACCAUUCAGAAGCCGCCUGCUGCUGCAACUGCAGCCGCCGCCGCUUCGACAUCGCCACGAAAGAAGCAGGUCAAGAAGAAGGGCGCCCACCUGCCAGAGGUGCCGAACGUCAUUGCUGAUGUCGAGAAUGGCGUCGAACACUUGCGAGGACGGCUGCUUGGCCAGGGAGGGUUCGCGAGAGUAUACGAGGUCAGGGGCCCAGAUGGCCGUGCACUGGCUUUCAAGGCGAUCCUCAAGGACACUCUGGUCAACCACAAGAAGAGCAGAUCCAAGGUUCUGGCCGAGAUCUUGAUCCAUCGCUCGAUGGACCACCGCAACAUCAUCAAGUUCAUGGAUCUGUUCCAGGACGAGACCAACAUCUACUACAAGCUCGAGCUGUGCGCUAAUGGGAGCCUCAAUGACAUGAUCAAGGCACGAGGGCGCUGCUUGGAGGAGGAGACUCGAUUCUAUAUGAUCCAGAUCUUGGCUGCAUGCCAGUAUAUGCACAACAACCAUGUUAUCCACCGCGACCUCAAGCUGGGCAACAUCCUUCUCGAUGCAAAUAUGCAUAUCAAGAUUGGUGAUUUUGGUCUGGCCGCGCUUCUCAAGGACCCAGAGGAACGAAAGAGGACUGUCUGCGGGACACCGAAUUACAUUGCUCCAGAGAUCCUCUACCAGGAUCGCCACGGCGAAGGUCACAGCUUCGAGGUCGAUGUCUGGCUUCAUCUGACUCGCUCUUCCAUGUUCAGAUACACGCUCUUGAUUGGACGACCACCGUUCCAGACGGACAGUGUGCAAGGAAUCUACGACAAGAUCAAGCAGAACCAGUACACCGUCCCCGACGACGUGGACCCACUGGCUGCUGAUCUCAUCCGGAGCAUCUUGACCCGCGAUCCUGCCGAUCGACCAUCGCUUAUUGAAAUCAUGAACCACCCUUGGUUCACCAGCGGCCCUAUCCCCCUUCACAUUCCCUCUACCGCCGCACGCUUCCCUCCUCACCUCGGCUUGGUAUAUAAUGAAGAAGAAACGCUCAAGAACAUGGCCACACUCAAGGCCAUGACGGGCUGGCGAGACGAUGCAGAUGACGAGGUGGAAGAAGAAGAGAUGUCCGACGAAGAGAGGAGACGGACGGCGCGGGAGAAGCGCAAGGCUCAAGAAAAAGCAGAAGACGACCAGGAGAGGAUGGACAUCGAAUUCGAGCGUGCUAUCCAGCCAGGCAGCUCUUUGGCCGCCUUCCUGAAUCUGGGUCGACAAUCACUCGUCAAGAUCCCGCAAGGGAGCGCUCCCCUCCGGGCAAAGCAUGCCACCGGUCUCGCUCGACAGCUCAGCGCACUGUCCAUCAGCCGACAGCAAAGUGGGGCAAUGUCAGCUUCGACAGGUGCCAAGGGCGGCGAAGUCGGUGCGGCCCCCGGCCACGGCGACAAGGAGAAUGCGGGCGCGGGCUAUGCGGCCGACUCGAGGCGGAUGCCGCCGCCAAAUGCGUCUCUUCGUUCUCGCAAUGACGCCAUGGGUGCCGAUGAGCGUCGAAUGCUCGGCCAGAAGGCGAGACUUGUUGCCGGCAUGGCCGAUAAUGCGCCCUCGGAGCGCCGUACCGCUCCAGCACCUCCUCGACAAUCCUUGAGCGAUGCCCCGUCUGCAAAGGCUGCUCCUCGAACUUCGAGCAUGGAGCUAGCGGUCCAGCGCAUCACCGAUGCUAUGCAGUGCUUUGAUAACAAGGUCGACUACAUUCCCAUGGAUGCCGAGGGUAACGCCAUCGACAUCUUCACCACCAAUCAGCCUGACAAGCACAAUAAGGUCCGACAGAAGUCCGUCGGACCUAAACGCUUUGUCGUUUGCUGGCUCGACGAGAUGGACCGCUACGGACUCGGCUUCGCCCUCAGUGAUGGAUCGGUGGGCACCUACUUCCGAGACGACUCGGCCAUGUCCGUCAACGCCGCCCGGACACACUUUGACCACAUCUCACGCGCCAAGGCGCGCAGCAAAUUGGCCACUGCCGACCAAGCAACGGGAAGUCUCCAAAAGCGAGAGAACUUUGCAAUCCCGCACGGCUCCGAUGAUCAGGAGACGCAGGAGGCAGCGCGCAAAUGCAUGACCAACGAGAUCGUUCGCAAAUUCAAGAUCCUCAGCUACUUUGAAGACAAAAUCAUGACGCGGCUCGCUGGCGUCGAAUCGCCGCUUAUGGAGCUCGAUGAGGAUAUCACGGCUGGCAUGGCGUUUGUGUGGAAAUGGUACCGGUGCAUGCAGGCUAUCGUCUUCCGGCUCAGCAGCGGAGUGGUGCAGUUCAACUUUUAUGACCACUCCAAGCUCCUCAUCUCGCAGGAUGGCCUGGUUCUCUCGGUCAUCGAGGCCCGGGAAAAGGAAGGAGGAACGCCCGUCAUGUGGACGUGGACCGUGGCCGAAUUCUUUUCCAUUGCGGACAAGGGGCGCUCGCGGCGGGAGCACGAAGCAUUGAAGCAAGCAAACAAGGAGGGCGUGGCCAUGCCUGAGUCGCUCCCCUUGACCACGCACGAGGAGCGCGCCCUCGUCCGACUCAUGGUGCCCAAGGUCCGCUAUGCCCUUGAAACGCUCUCAAAGAUCCUGACCAACAAUCAGUCGCGCUCGACGACGCGGCAAAGCCAAAUUAGCACGCGCUCCUCGACCGAGAUACUCUCGACAAAGAGCGGCAGCACAACGAGCCUCCCUCGAACUGGAAGCGGCCAGAGCCUGGCGAGCACCGCCAGCAAUCGUUAA